GUUAUAUUAGGUGAGUUGUCGAGCUUCGCGUAUUAUAUCGAAAUAAAUAUUACAAAUAAAAUAUUCAUAAAUAUUCAUUCCUAAGACAUAUCGCGAUGAGUGUUGGCGAAAUAAUAACUUUUGAUGGACCAUACACAACAAACAAAUAUAAUCAGUUUUUCAAUCCAAACACUUGUCAUGUUUGCAAAUUGCCCAGCAAAAAUUUAAUACCAUGUAAUAAGUGCUAUAUGGUUUCUUAUUGUUCGAAGAAGCAUCAAAAGAUACAUGAAGACACACAUCUGGUAUUCUGCAGAAAUCUAGCAAGGAUAAUAAGAGACAAAUCGGAUUGGAACACAUGUCAUGAUCGGAGAAAAUGGGUGGAAUCAAGGAUGGCAAUUAUAAUAAAAAUAGCUAAUAUCACAAUAUACGAACAUGAUUUAGAAAUAAUAAUUCGCGCAAAAUCGUGUUUUAAAUGUUAUCGACAGAUAAACAUAAAGCCAUGCGUCAUUUGCUAUUCAGCUAAUUUUUGUGAUGAUCACCAAAUGCUAUUUAAUCUAGAACAUAAGGAUAACUGUAAAGAGCUGUUACUAUCACUGAACAUUAAUAUCGCUUGUAUAAAAAACAAUAUUAUGGAUUUAUGCCUAGCUUUUCAUAAAGAUAAAAUAAAAUCCGUCACAACAAAGAUGCAAGAAGUAACAGGUGCAACAAGUAAUCAACUGUACAGAAAAAAUAAAUUCCGCAGUUGUAGGCCACAUAGAAACUAUGUGACUCAUGGAGUGAAUUACCAUAAUGAGUAUUUUAUUAUGUAUUCAUGAAUUUAAAUCACUUAACCCAACCAAUCACAGGCUGAAGAUCAGGAGUUAUUUUAUCAUAGUUAUCAUUUCAGUAUAAUAUAGUAUUGUAGAUCGCGGGUGUUUUUUAGGUAAUAGGUCAUAGAAUAUUUGCAAUAUAUUUUAUAUGGAUUAUAAUCAUUAUGUUGUAUCUUUUAAACAAUAUAUAUAACUUAUUGAAUGUUUUACGAUUCUUAUGUUUUAAACUGUCAAAGUAUAUUAAAAAGUAUAAAAUUAAAAAUUUGGAACUAUUAAUAUCUUCUGAGUUUUCAUCUCUUAUUUUAAAUUAAGUACAAGUUUAAACAAAGUUGCCAAUAAAAUCCAGAUUUCUUAAUAUUAUGCAUGCAUUAGUAAAUAUAUAUUAUGUAUCUUCCCCUUUUUCUUUAAAAUUGUAGCACAUUUAUAUUUUGUCUCAAUAUUUUUUGAACAUUUUGCCAAUACAUUUCUAAAGAUAACCAACAAUCCAAGAAGUCUCAAAUUCUAAGAAUUAGUAAAAAUUCUGAUUCUGGCCUGUACUUGGAUAUUUAAUUACUUCGUUUUUUACUGUUCGUGUGAUAUUUGUGUAUUGUGCAUGGUAGCUGAAUAAUUGCAACAUUUUAUAUGGAUUACAUUCUUCAUACUUUACGUAGUACCAGAAUCUAUAACUCAUUACACUGACAUUACAAUAAAAAUUGCCAAAAAAAUAUUGAAACAUAGAAAAACAUAUCCGAAACUAUUAUUGGUGCCAUCGAUUAUUAUAUAUUAUUUGUAUCUGUAAACAUAGCUGGAAACAAAAUUUUUUUUUAAUAUUUUUAUUUGCAAAUAUAUUAUAUUUUCUCCCUUCUUCCUGUAAAUAUAUAACAUAUGCGCAGUUUGUUUCAAUAUAAACACAUCUCCUAUGUGCGCUUGAACGUAAUAAACUAUCCAAUGACAAAACUUAACUUUAGGUAAUUACGUAAAAACUUAAACAAUAUACAAAAAACGAAAUGUACAUCUCACAUAGUGUUAAACGUGUAUUGUUUUUAUAUACGAUUCAUACGUCUUACCUUGCGUAGGGUCUUGCUAAGCUUUUCAGUAUCUAUUUUAGUAUAUAGUAGAAUCAUACAUUUAGUAAAGCGAAGAUUUAGUAGAUCAUUCUCCCUUGCGUAGAGAUCUUGUUAAUCUUUUCGGUAUUAACGAUUUUUAAUAUAUUGGAGACUCAUUUAUUUAGUAAGCUGAAGAUUUAAUAGAUAUAUUCAUAGGAACAUAGAUAUAUUCAAUUGGAACAUAAGUUUCGGUCUACAACCUCGCUUUAAGCUUUAAUCAUAAGCAACUACUAACUGACUAAACACAAUCGAUUAUUCUUGAGAAGUAAGGAAAAUAAUUGACUAUGGUUGAUCAGUUGCUUAAGACUUAAAGCUUAAAGCAAGGUUGUAGACACUAAUGCGUCGUCUACAAUGGCAGUAAGAGUAGUAGUAGUAA
Molecule: messenger RNA, 2249 nt
Organism: Odontomachus brunneus
Lineage: Eukaryota; Metazoa; Arthropoda; Insecta; Hymenoptera; Formicidae
Exons: 2
Coding region: 96-794 (232 amino acids)
Source: RefSeq, a predicted model, not a curated record